Lampris incognitus (smalleye Pacific opah) is the source of this 3762-nucleotide messenger RNA. Its product is annotated as zinc metalloproteinase-disintegrin-like 2d. Gene Ontology annotation, molecular function: cell adhesion molecule binding; metalloendopeptidase activity. Gene Ontology annotation, biological process: positive regulation of membrane protein ectodomain proteolysis; inflammatory response; positive regulation of cellular extravasation. Lineage: Eukaryota; Metazoa; Chordata; Actinopteri; Lampriformes; Lampridae. Bases 34 to 2559 code for a protein of 841 amino acids. The record is from RefSeq and is a predicted model, not a curated record. The transcript has 24 exons.
ACUGGGGCAACUUGUCCAGUAGAGCGCACCAUCAUGGGAUACAGUACGUGGAUGCUACUCUGCCUCACAUGGGACUCGUUCGUGCCGAGCUCGCAGAUCUUGACACAUGUGGAUCGCUAUCAUGUAGUGAGACCUCAGAGAUUGCACGAAAGAGGAAAAAGGAGCCUGUUUCCGAACCAGCUUUAUCCCGAUGCAAUAGACUAUGAAUUGGCAAUUGAAGGAAGGAACCAUACCAUUCAUCUUGAAAAAAACAGGAAUCUCUUCGGAAGGUCUUACACCGAAACGCACUAUUCAGAAGAUGGACAGAGGGUGACAGAAGCGCCAGAUGUGGACCACUGCUACUAUCACGGCCAUGUCAAGGGCGUGACGGACUCGUCUGUCAGUGUUGGGAUUUGUUCAGGCAUCAAUGGCUUUGUGAGGGCUAGGCAACAGGUUUAUCUCAUAGAGCCUUUGGAAGACCGAGACGAUGGGGACCACGCUGUGUACAAACAGGAACACCUCAAAGUCAGCAGCAGUCCUCGCUGCGGCUCCUCCAGCAACAUCACUGCCUAUGACCAUGACCAGGACUUGGGCCCCAAGCUCUCCGGCCUCUUCAGAUCUAGACCCUGGAAAAGGAAACCUACUCCAGGUCCACAGCGGUUUGUUGAGUUGAUUGUGGUGGUCGACAAUGCAGAGUACAGACGUUAUGGAAGCCAGACGAAAGCUCGAAUCCUAACAGUUGUAAAUCAUAUUGACAAGCUGUAUCGACCCCUGAACAUUCGCAUCAUGCUGGUGGGGCUGGAGAUUUGGACGUACAGAGAUUACAUUAAUGUUGCCCUGAAUUCAGAGACCACGCUGGACAGAUUCCUUCUGUGGCGCCAGGAAGAUCUUCUGAAGAGGACAAAGCAUGACAAUGCCCAGUUUGUGACUGGCAUAGAUUUUGAUGGCGAUACUGUUGGACUGGCAAAUAAGUUUGCCAUGUGUACUGCAAAUUCAGGUGGAGUCAAUCAGGAUCAUCACAGCAACCUCAUUGGCCUUGCCUCCACCAUUGCCCAUGAGAUGGGACAUAAUUUUGGCCUUUCCCACGAUAGCCCAAGUUGUUCGUGUGGCUCAUCUUAUGGCAGUGAUACCUGUGUCAUGGCAGAAAAGCUCAGGACAGGAACUCAAUCAUUCCCAGAGUUGUUCAGUGACUGUAGUGAAGAGCAGCUGUCUGAAUUCUUUGAGAGAGCUCAGCCCAAAUGCCUGCUCCAGCCCAGCUCUGUUAAGACCAUGUUUGGAGACCCUCUCUGUGGCAAUGCCAUAGUGGACUCUGGGGAGGAGUGUGACUGCGGCACCGUGGAGGAAUGCAAGAAUCCCUGUUGUGACGCUUCAACCUGCCGCAUGACAGAGGGAAGCAAGUGUGCUCAUGGAGAAUGCUGUGAAAACUGCCAGUUCAAAGAAACUGGAAGUAUGUGCAGGAGGUCUGCGGGUGACUGUGACCUGUCAGAAUACUGCACUGGGUUAUCUGGAAAUUGCCCAGAAGAUAGCUUUAACAUGAAUGGCAAACCCUGUUACAACCAAGGAGAUGGCUACUGCUACAAUGGCCAAUGCCCCACACAUCAGCAACACUGCUGGAGACUGUUUGGAUCAGGGGUCAGAGUUGGAUCAGAUUUCUGUUUUGACCUGAAUGUUAGGGGUCAAGAGGGGUCACACUGCGGAAAAACAAACUAUGGCUUCACCCGCUGUACGCCAGCGAAUGCAAAGUGUGGAUCUAUAUUUUGUGAUGGAGGUGGGGACUCCAUCACCGGUAAAAGAGCCGUCUUCACUCUGGGAAGCCAGGCCAAAUGCGUCGUAGCUGUCGAUGGCAACGAGACCAGGAAACUUGAUAUGGUCCCUACAGGAACCAAAUGCGGACACAACAAGGUCUGCGUUGCCAACACAUGCAAGGAUAUCUUGGUUUACGGAGAAAAGGAUGAUUGCGCAAAGAAGUGCAACAACAAUGGGGUGUGUAAUCACAAGAGGGAGUGCCACUGCAACGCCGGCUGGGCACCGCCUUACUGUGAAACCCAUUACACAGACCUACCUCAAGACCAGAGUGGACUGAUAGCUGGUAUCUGUGCCGCGCUGAUCAUCCUCAUAGUCCUCGUUUUAGUGACUGCAGGACUGAUGUGUUGUAAAAAGACAGACAGAGAAAACUACACCUCUAAAAGGAAAGUCCACUCUGCCCCAGACAGGUUAAACCCCAUGUUCCAGGAGCAAAGUACCAAAGGGAGACCUCAGAUCAGCCAGCCGACUUUUAUGGAGUCGACGGCCAUGCAAGCCUGCACUCCUCUGUUUGUCACUGUUGUCCCCAACAGACCGCCUCCACAGCCUCCAAAGAAAUCGUCAGUGGAAAUGACUACUCCUCAUUCUGAUGCAUGGAAACCUCAACCUCCAUCCAAACCUUUGCCACCUCUGAACGGCACGCAGUAUAACGCAGCCGAGUUGAGCCGAGCUCCCCCUGCACCUCCCGUGAAGCCGAGUCCUCCUCCAGUCCCUCCAGUCAAGCCUUGUCCUCCAGCUGUGCCGCCAGUGAAGCCCAAAUUUUCAAGGCUCACAUGAAAUCCUCAGAGCUGAACUCAGGGUGAAGCACGAAUACGAGGAGCAGAAUGAUGAGUCACAGAGGCAGUUGGAAAAAUUCACUCCGUGGUUUUAAAGACGUGUUGGAUGGAUGGAUGGCGCUGAUGUAAACUUGGGAGAAUGCCUUUGAUGAUGACACAAGACCCACACUGGUUUGAAUGGGUCGAUGUCUCUCAGCUACUGUGGAAAAGUGGUUUGCGGAAAAGAAAAGGAAAAAAAACAACACUGGUGCAUGAUUUUUUUUUAAUUGCCUUUUUAAAAAAAAAUCCUUUUGUGAAAACUCCUUUGAAAUGAGUAUUAACAGUCUUUCUUACAUGUCAUUGCACUUUUAUAAGGGUGAGCCAAGUGGUACUCAUGUGGAAUUGUAUCCUUUGAUACAACUUAUUUAACUGUUUUGCUUAUUGUGUUCAAAGCAAGUCUGUGCCUUUUUUUUUUAAGGGUUAUUUUUCAAUGCAAACCUGCUCCAAAAACCUGUUCUCUUUUUGCAUUACUUAUGAGAGUGCUUAAAAACUAAUGUAUGGUACAUAAAGUUAUGCCUGGAUGCUUCGUCACUGUUUUUAUGACCCGUGUAUUUCGCUGUAACUCGCUUUGCAGAACUUACACAAUCCGUUAUAUGUUAAUAGUCCCAGUGAAUUCAAGUGUCACUGUGUGUGUAUGCGUGUGGGUGUGUGUGUGUGUGUGUUUUGAAGUGCUGGAGCUCAGUGGUCUGAGCUUUUAUCAUAUCUUUAUUUAGCGCGAUAGUCAUGGGAUCCAUGCCUCAACAUGAAAUACAUGUCCUGCGUUUACAAAGGAUGCCUUUCUGAGCCCAGCAAACAGGGACUCGGCUGUCCUACGGUGAAUCGGAUGACCAGUAAUUUUUAUUUUAUUUUUCAGCAUUUUGUGUAUUUUAGAAUGUUAUCGCCACUUAUUUAUGGAGAGUAAUGUUUAAGAUGUCAUCGAAGUUGUGUGUCAUCUGUUGAAGCAAGUUACAUUUUACCUCGAUGAGAAAUUGCUAGAGGGCCUAUUGUUGUGGUGUGAUCGACAAGAAACCAGUCUGUGCACUUUAUUGUAAAACGAUGAUGACAUCAACUGAUACUUUAUCUCGGUGUGAACCAGAAUGUAUCAACAAGGAUUUUUUUUUCUUUCCUAUCAGCAAAUUCGUUUCGGAGCGCUUGUGGCAUUCUUUGUGUAAUAAAUUAUGACCUU